AUUGCCUCGACGCACAAGCAGCAUGCUCAUGCGCUCGACCAAGACGUUGCGCUCUCGGACUCUAGGACCGUGUCUGGCUCCAUAUAGCAAGCGUCUGCGACGUAGCGAUGGCUGCUGGCGACAGAGUCUAAACGCACGCAACAUAUUGGUAACAGGAUAUCACGCACUUGUAGACUGACGAUGCUCCGCCACUUGUCGCUCUCGGCGUACGUCUGGACGUUCGGCGCGUACCUCGUCGUCUGGAUCGCCUUGAGCAUCUCGAUCCUGCACAUGCUCGAAGUUGACUACAGCAGCACCUUCUUCGCGCCCAAGACGCCGGCGCCCAGGGCGCGUGCCUACCACGAGCGCCGCAACAUCUCGGUCGACGACGCGUUCCUCGAGCUCUACAACUUUAGCAGCUGCUACCGCCAAGUCGACUAUGGCAUCGUCGACGCGAUCCAAGCCAAGGAGCUUUGCAGCCGCGACGACGACAGCACGUCCAUUACGCACUUACCAGGCGACGGGCUCUGGACCGAUGGCUCCGUAUGGCGCAACUUUGGCCUCGACAUGCGUGGUGCUACUGCCAUGGCGCUGAUCAAGAACCCGAUCGAGGAUGACGACGGGUACGACCCACGCUACAAGGCGCAGCCCAACCGCGUCCUGUGCGGUCAGUGUGCGCUUCAGGAUCCGACCGCACUGUCCUCGCUCCUCGCCCACGUCUUUCCGCAGCAUGCAAACGAGUCGACGCCCGAGUGGCGCUGCAACCAGCGCGAACGCGUCGUCUACGACACGGAAAUCAAGGAGCGCGCGAUCAUCGUUGCGCGCAAGGACGCCACGAACCCGUACUACCUUCUCUCGGCAGCCAUCAACGCCUGGGUCGUCGCGACACACCAACUGCAGUGGUCGCCAUCGACGACGCGCGUCGUCUUCCUCGAUGAUGCUGGGCGCAUGGAGUACGACAGCAUCUUUCAGAAACUGCUAAGUCCGGCCCACGACGUUAUCUACGGCACAGACCUCGUCGGGAAGCGCGUCGGCUUUCCCAACGACGCGCUCUUCGUACCCUUUGAGCACUUUGGUCCACUCACGCAGCAUCUCGACGACGAGCAGCCGUGCUUUGAGAGCUACCUCCUCCAAGACUUUCGCGAUGCUGCCUUUGACGCGUUCAAGGUGCCCCGGGUCACGCACAGCCCCGUGCACGACGCGACGCGGGCUUGUGUUGUGACGAUCGUGUCGCGGCGCCCCGUGCGCGGCCGCAACGUCAACCGCAUGUGGGCCAACGAGGACGACGUACUGCGGGCGAUGCAGGACAAGUACGGGCGCCACUGUCGGUUCCAGGCCGUGGAUUUUGCCACCAAGUCGAUGGCCGACCAGAUCGCACUCAUCGCCGAUAGCCGCGUCAUCAUCGGGAUGCACGGCGCGGGCCUCUCGAACGUGCUCUUUGCGGCCGCGCACGCGUACGUGAUUGAGAUUUUCCCGCUUUUGACCGAGAAGUUUGGGUACCGGAAUCUGUGCCAGUACCUCGGCCUCGAGUACAUUGCGGUGCGCGACGGCAUCGACACGAUCUGGCCGACGCAGCACAAGACGAUCGCGCUGGACGAGUGGUUCCGGACGUUCGACUUGGUCAUGGACGUCGUGCUGCGCGCGCAGGCCAAGACUGCAUACGAGCAGCGCAAGGCGAUUCAGCGCAAGAUCCACCGCAGGCAUAUCCUCGACGACGAAUUUCCCGACGUCUAAUAAGAUCUGGAGCAUAAGCUCCUAUUGGGUGUCGACACUCAGCUGCCAACGAUCGACUGCAGACGACGCCUGUGACGG
Molecule: messenger RNA, 1791 nt
Organism: Saprolegnia diclina VS20
Lineage: Eukaryota; Oomycota; Saprolegniomycetes; Saprolegniales; Saprolegniaceae
Exons: 1
Coding region: 181-1713 (510 amino acids)
Molecular function (GO): glycosyltransferase activity
Source: RefSeq, a predicted model, not a curated record